Molecule: messenger RNA, 1168 nt
Organism: Dermatophagoides pteronyssinus (European house dust mite)
Lineage: Eukaryota; Metazoa; Arthropoda; Arachnida; Sarcoptiformes; Pyroglyphidae
Product: trypsin-1
Biological process (GO): proteolysis
Molecular function (GO): serine-type endopeptidase activity
Source: RefSeq, a predicted model, not a curated record
UCGCAACUGAAUGAAUCUGUAGAAUUUGUCCAAAACAAAAUCAUCUAAACAUGCAAUCAAUAAUUGUUAUUGUUUUCGGUAUUGUUAUUGUUUCGUUUGUCGAAGCUAAUCCGAUUGUUGGCCAAAAUAAAACCGAUAAAGGUUUUAUAACGAUUAUCGAUCAGAUUAUCAAUCUUGGUUCAGUGCCGAAAUGUGCUACCGGUCAAGGACAGCCUGGUUAUUGUACGAUUGGAACUUGUCCAAAUUUGGGCAAUUUUUCUUCGGUUGGUUGUACUGGUCGCAAUCGUUUCAUCAAAUGUUGUCCAAAUGAAGUAGCUUUUGAACGUUAUCCAUUGGGUAAAAAAGAAUGUGGUAUUCGUCCGGAUCGACCGGAUGGAUUGAUUGUUGGUGGUUUAGAAGCUACACCACAUUCAUGGCCAUGGGCUGCUGCGUUAUAUCGUAUUCAUGAUCAACGAAAAUUUUUUCAAUGCGGUGCUACCAUCAUCAGUGAACGUUAUAUUCUUACUGCUGCACAUUGUGUUUUUCAAAAAGCUGAUUUAAUUACUGAUCCAAAUGAAUAUGUUGUUAAAGUUGGUGCACAUGAAUUAUCCGAUUCAGGAGAAUUUAUGCAAUUAGAUUCGAUAACCAUACAUGAAAAUUAUACACCACAAUAUCAUAAUGAUGAUAUUGCAUUGUUACGAUUAAAACGACCAUUAGAUUUUGUUGGUAAUGAUCGUAUAGCACCAGUAUGUUUACCUGAACGUGGAUCUCGUUUGGGACGAAAAAUUGGUACAAUGGCAACUAUGAUUGGUUGGGGUGUACAUGAUCAAAUGGAUUUUACACCAUCCGAUACAUUGUAUCAGGUAAAUGUACCGAUAUCAAGUUUGGAAAAAUGUCGUGAUACAUAUAAUCGUUUACUUAAUAUGAAUUAUUAUUUUGAUUGGAAUAAUGUUAUCUGUGCAUCCGAAUCGAAUGGUGGUCAUGAUACAUGUCAAGGUGAUUCAGGUGGACCAAUGUUAAUAUCCAAAUCAAAUGGUCGUUAUUAUCAAACUGGUGUUGUUUCAUUUGGUUAUGGUUGUGCUGAAAAAGGUUAUCCAGGUGUUUAUACCUAUGUACCAAAUUAUCUUGCAUGGAUUGGUGCUCAUAUGCAUUGAUUGACUUUAAUUUGUUUGUACAUACUUAUUAUGUU